AUGGCUACCGUCGCAAACUCCAGCGCCGCCGUCAAGUUUGUCGGCUCCGACGCCGACGGCCUGCCCCUGAAGCGGAAACAGGUCCAGCAGGCCUGCCUGUCAUGUCGCAAGAAGAAGAAACGCUGUGUCCAUGCCAUCACGUCAUCUCCGCCAGAACCCAAAGCUGCCGACCCAGCCACGCAUGUCACAGACCCACCGCCGCUCGACUCCAGCCCCACGAGGGGCGGCGGUGCCGAAUCUGUCGCAUCACAGGCUGGAGACGCCGGCAGGCUGCUUGAGGAGGAUAUUUGCCAAGUCGCCGCGACGCAGCUCGUCGAGCUCUCGUCUCGGUUCGUCGGCGACCUCAACCCGGAAGGCAUCUUCAUCGAGGCCACAAAGGAGACCGCCCCGGGGCCCAACGAGAUUGGGAUAUGGCUCUCCACGCGCUCCGAGUCCGCCAAGGACAGCGUCCGCAGUCCCGAGCUCCCGCACCGGGGUCACCAGCGCCUCGGCUCUCACCAUCAGUACCGGUCACUGACCGACCGCCCCAGCGGCCUCCUUGCCGAGUAUGAACGUGCCAGGGCGCGCUAUCUUAGCGAGGAGUGUCUUGUCACAGUUCCGCCUCCCGCCGACUAUGCCGUGCUGCAUCAAAUAUACAUGGACAAGGUGCACCCCAUAUUCCCCGUCUUCACCGAUUCGGAUCUAGCAGGCGCCAAUCCAGACUCCGUGUACUGUGCUAUCCUCAAGCAGGUCAUCGCGCUGGUUGGCGGCCUGGACCCCAGCGCCCGUGGCCAUCUCCGUCUCGAACCCGGCGGCCCUCUGUUGAGACCACAGGACUUCCAUCAGCGCCUUUCCGAUGCAAUAUGUCCGGUUCUCGACGCCGACUGGAUCCAGAGCAAGGUGGACCAUAUUUCCAUCCUGACGACCAUGGCGCUCUUCUACCAGCCCUUUGAUGCCACGCAGCGAGAUCGCGCCCCCUCGCUCAACACACAGGCUGUCCACCAGCUUUUGAACCUCAGCGCCCACCUUGCCGGCUAUCAGUCCCAACGGCCAGGAGAAGAUAUCGACCGGGUGUUCUGCGCCGUGUGGGCCGUAGACCGGCUUUGCGCUUCCUUCUACGCCCGGCCCACUGUGAUCCACGAGCGAGACAUCGAACGAGAUCUGUCGGCCACGAUCGAGAAGCAGCCGCCUUGUUUUCGCCUGUUUCUUCGACUAAUCCAGACGCUGGACGGCAUAUUCCCGCUGUAUAGGCCACAUCAGCGUCUAGAGUAUACCGACAUUCCCAUUCUGGAGUCACUAAUAAUCGACACGGGCACGGCGAGGACGCCAACGAGGCUUCUCGCCACGCUCGAGACUCUUUAUCACGGCAUCUCGGUGCUCAGCUGUCGCCAACCGCGCAGCGCAUUCAACCGCCCCUUGGCAGACGAUGAAAGCCGGUUGCAUCUUCCCAGCGCCACCAUCAACCCCCGACGCUCCCUUUCAGCCGACCGUAUCAAGUGGAUAGUCGAGAACGAAGACCUGGGCCCUUUCCCCUUCGUCCCAUAUGCCGUCUCGCUGGCUCUUAGCGUCCAGUACAGGAAGAUGAGGUACAGCCGCACCGUCAUGUUUCGCAACCGUGCCAGGGGCAUGUUCCAGGAUAUCGUGGUGGAGCUGAGGAAAUUGGGCGACUUCUUCUUCAGCGCAAGGGUCAACGCCGGCCUAGGAGAGAGCAUCCUGCGGGAGAUGGAAAAGACGGCGACCUCUCUGUGCAGGGACGAGCUGGACCACAACGGCAACGCGUCAUCCGCUGCAGCGUCUAUCGCCAGAGGGGCCACCCCCACGGCGGGCGGGCCGCAGGGCAGCGGUGUCGUGUCUCGAGCAGGCCAUGCCGGGCCCGCAGCCACGAUCGCCUCUGCUGUCGCGACCAACGGCCCUUUUGCCGAUGUUCCGAUGGGCGGAACAGGUCCCACAGCCACUGUGGCGUUACAAGGCGGAGGGUACGGAAAUCACGGCAGCGCUGCUCCUGCCAAUCAUGACUCCGCGUCCGUGUUUGACAGCUUCGACGUGGACCUUGACCUGUUCGGCUAUUUCGAUCCGAACUUCAACCUUGGCGCGGUCGACACAGCUCUUGAAGCGAACUUGAAUAUCGGCUUCCCGCAGACCUGGACACGCGAGCCCUGGAAUUAUGCGGGCGUCUGA
Molecule: messenger RNA, 2157 nt
Organism: Gaeumannomyces tritici R3-111a-1
Lineage: Eukaryota; Fungi; Ascomycota; Sordariomycetes; Magnaporthales; Magnaporthaceae
Exons: 3
Coding region: 1-2157 (718 amino acids)
Biological process (GO): regulation of DNA-templated transcription
Molecular function (GO): zinc ion binding; DNA-binding transcription factor activity, RNA polymerase II-specific
Source: RefSeq, a predicted model, not a curated record